Messenger RNA from Argentina anserina (silverweed cinquefoil), 2070 nucleotides. RefSeq lists its product as uncharacterized. Bases 1 to 2070 code for a protein of 689 amino acids. NCBI's taxonomy places the organism in Eukaryota, Viridiplantae, Streptophyta, Magnoliopsida, Rosales, Rosaceae. The transcript has a single exon. Gene Ontology annotation, cellular component: nuclear pore cytoplasmic filaments; nuclear pore. Gene Ontology annotation, molecular function: structural constituent of nuclear pore; RNA binding. Gene Ontology annotation, biological process: protein import into nucleus; RNA export from nucleus; post-transcriptional tethering of RNA polymerase II gene DNA at nuclear periphery. The record is from RefSeq and is a predicted model, not a curated record.
AUGUUCGGCCAAACCAGCAGCAACACAAGUAGGAGCCUUUUCGGUAGCACAAACCAGUUUCAAUUUGGUGUCCCAACAAGUACACCGCCUCUAUGGGGAGCUCCAAUCGGACCAUCAUCCUCUUCAACCGGAUUCGCAGCCUUCGGUACUUCAACUGCUCAAACAGGUGAAUUUGCUGCCAGGAACCCAUCACAGUCGGCGCCUUCAACCGGAUUUGCUGCCUUUGGUACUUCAACUGCUCAAACAAGUAAAUCUUUUGGUGAAUUUGCAGCCACAACUCAACCAUCACAGUCGGCACCAGGAGGCAAUAGUCAGUUUGCAUUUGGCCAAAGAUUUGGUGCUUCCAGUUCUCCCUUUUGGGCUCAAUCAACAACACAAGCAGAUGGAAACAGCGCUUUUGCCGGAGGCCAACGCCAGGGAACUAGAGUGGCUGCUUACAAAGCCACAAAUGAUCAGGAUGGGAGCUCUGAAACGUUUAAGUUGCAGUCAAUAACAGCAAUGUCAGUUUAUCAGAGCAAAAGCAUGGAGGAAUUACGAUUUGAAGAUUAUCAGUUGGGAGAUAAAGGUGGAAAAACAACAAUGAAGGCAAGCACCCCUUUCAAUUCCACACCAUCUUUUUCCUUUCCUCAACCAUCUUUUUCUUCACCUUCACCGUCAACUGUUUCAUCAACUCCAGCAACCAAUGCUUUUAGAUCCUUCAAUCCUAACCAGACUUCAUCUUCACCAUGGACAAGUGUAUCAUCAACUCCGACAACCAAUGCUUUUACAUCCUUCAAUCCUAAUCAGACUUCAUCAUCUUCACCCUGGACUAGUCCAUCUUCAACUCCAGCAACCAAUGUUUUUACAUCCUUCAAUCCUAAUCAGAAUUCAUCUUCACCAUGGACUAGUACAUCUUCAACUCCAGCAACCAAUGCUUUUACAUCCUCUGCUCAUAUUUGGACCUCAUCUUCACCAUCGAUGAGUUCAUGUUCAACUCCAGCAACUAAUGCUUUUAUAUUUACUCGAAGUUGGACUUCAUCUUCACCAUCGGUGAGCUCAUCAUCAACUCUAUCAGCCAAUGCUUUUCCUUGGACCUCAUCUUCACCAUCAGUGAGUUCAUCACCAACUCCAGCAACCAAUGGUUUUACACCCUUUACUCCUAAUUGGAUUUCAUCUUCACCAUCAACUCCAGCAGCCAAUCUCAAAACACCACCAACAUCUACAUCACCCUUUUCUAAUCCAUUUAAUACCACCAGUACUCCUACUCCAUUUUCCUUUCCUUCUUGGAGCUCAUCUUCACCAUCAACUAGUUCAUCAACUCCAGUAACUAAUGUAAAUGAAGCACCACCUACACCAACCUUUUCCUUCUAUCCGCAGCCUUCUCCAAAUCCAUUUAAUACCUCCAACAGUACUCCUCCUCCAUUUUCCUUUCCUUCUUGGAGUUCAUCUUCACUUUUGACUACUUCAUCAACUCCAGCAACCAAUAUUGAAACACCACCAACACCUACACCAUCCUCUUCUUCGAUUUCACAGCCUUUUCCAAAUCUAUUCAACACCUCCAAAAUUACUCCCCCGCCUUCCUUUCCUUCUUGGACUUCCUCACAAGUAACGACUAGUCCAUCACCUCCAGUGAGCUAUACCUAUACAACACCUACACCUUCGAUUCCACAGACACAAACACCCACUAGUACUUCAGCUCCCUCUCCUACUCCUGGCUCCAACAUUUUGAAUAUAACACAGCCACAACAAAGCAGCACAUCUAUUCUUCAGCAGAAUGACUUACAACAACAACAACAACAACCUGUUACAAAUAUAUUUGGAGCCCCUCGCGCAUCGCCUCAGGUGUCAAAUGGUGGUAGUGUUCAGUAUGGAAUUUCAAGCAUUCCUGUUGUUGAUAGACCUGCUGCAACGCGUAGCGUGAGGGUCUCAAUGUGUGCUAGACACCUGGUACAAAGGCGCAUUGGUUAUUCUGCUGCAAAUUCAAGAAGAUAUGAUCCUUACAGGAAUACGAAUGCUAGCAGUCAUCCGAAGGUCCCUUUUUUCAGUGAUGAUGCUGAUCAAGUACCUAAGACGCCCAAGAUCAUUCUCUAG